Molecule: messenger RNA, 1437 nt
Organism: Cimex lectularius (bed bug)
Lineage: Eukaryota; Metazoa; Arthropoda; Insecta; Hemiptera; Cimicidae
Exons: 4
Coding region: 192-575 (127 amino acids)
Source: RefSeq, a predicted model, not a curated record
AAGACUAAUUAAUUGAAAAACGUUAUUCGGUCAAUCGGACCACGAACUCUAAUGGAAGUAAGAGUAACUUUUGGAAUCAAGGAAUAGAGAUGCUCCAUCCACUUCAGGGAGGAAUAAGGGUACUUCAGGUCAUCCUCCGGCAUGCAAUACCGCAUCGUCCACACUAUUCAUGAAGGUUGUCAGGGGCCUGGAUGUCGCCCUGGUAUAGAACCUUGGGUGCACAACGGAUCUGUGAGAGGAAUAAAACCCCAAAAGACACAGCAAUCCUAACAGCAAAGACUGCGGCUCACGUUGCUGGACGGCAUCGUGAGGUACUACAGGGAACAAAACAUGGAAUUAGUGAUGGGAUGUGUUGCAAAUGCUCACCAUAUUAUGUGGGGAAGUACGGACAUCAAGAACCGAGGCACGAAGUCUUACACCUGACCAUUAUUUCCCAAGGGAAUGAUGAAAACAUCUUAAACAGGAAUGUAUCCAGGGAACCAUCAAAUUCUGAUCAUAGGCACAUAAGAUUUGAUUUGAACACUCCCUCUCUCAUAGAAACAACGUACAGGACCCCAGGUACACCAAUUGGAUAAGGGACAAAAGAAAACAGGGUUGAACAAGGAAUUGAGAGAUUGGGAGGGCCUAGAAAUUUCUGUGAUGGAGGUCACCAAUGCGCUCCUACAACGAAAACUGCACAGAAAAAAUAAGGAUAAAUAAACAUAAAACAGUCUGGUGGAACAAAUACCUGAUGCUUGUCAACAAGAAAUUACCUUCACCUUGUUACCAUGCUCUAUAAUUUUUAAAAAACUGUUAUGUGAGGUACGCCAUUGCGUUUUCUUUUCCUCACCAUGUUCUUAGAAGGUACACGUACCUAAUUUCAAGUCAAAAGUAAGACAGUCAGGAAAAAUCGUGUUGCUGAAAUGCCAGUUUUACCAAGUUUCAAGAACUUCUUUGGUUGUUUAUCGAAGGGAAAACAUCUAGCAAUUUUGUACGCUACCACCUGCCGUUAGGAAAGCUCAAUCUGUUGGCCUUGAAAUCGUGCGACGCCAGGGGGAUUCUCAACGUGUUAUUUGGUGCAGUACUUCACGUUAAUAGCUAACCGGCAGACAAGUCGCGAAGGGAUGCCUCAUUAAACAGUCGUGCCCGGUUCCGGGAGAAUGUGCGGGUGGCCAACCCCCUCGAGCUACCGAUCCUCAGCUCAGAUUGAGACUGAACUGUUAAAAUUGGAUUAGGAGAAAUUCAAAUAGACCUCGACUGACCGGCUUAGAAAAUCGCCGAAAACCCUUAUCAGAUAGCUUGCUAUGUAGAGCUUGUCAAUGAAAUACCGGGAGAGAGUUUUUUUUCUACACGGAAAACAGUAGAUGUUUGUGGACGGAUAUCUACCUGGCAAACCACCAUUUGGCUUAUUAAUGGUUUUAUAUAAUAAUGUAAUACACAGCAAUCAGAUCAGAAACA